CUCGGUUUCCAUUUUUCCAAAUCACCUCCCGAGACUAGACUAGACUAGAGCAGCAACAUUAAUAUUAAUAUUAAUAUAAGACAAUUAAUCCCCGGGGAAACAAACACCCCCUCCUCAUUCAACGCGCUCUUGUCUCUCUCUCUCUUUCUCUCUCGUAUGAGCCUCUGGUGACAUUUCCUUUUCCCUUUCCCCUUUUUCCUUUUUCCUUUUUCCCUCUUUCGAACCAACUCCCCAUACUCCACAAGCAGGAGCAACUCCUCAGUAGUCGUCGUCGUUAAUGGCGGGGUCCCGCUCCUCGCGCGGCGGAUCCUCGUCGGCGUCGUCGUCGCGCAUCCGCCGCAUAAAGAAGACGUUCAACAACCUGAAGAUCACGGUGCUCUGCGGCUUCGUCACCGUCCUCGUCCUCCGCGGCACCAUCGGCGUCAACCUCGGCAACCCCCCGCAAUCCGACGACGACGCCGCCGCCGCCGCCCACGACGCCCGCGUCGUCGAGGACAUCGACCGCAUCCUCCGCGAGAUCCGCUCCGACGAAGACGACGACGACGAGGGGCGCUUCCCCCCUCCCCUCACCAACUCCACCUCCACCUCCACCUCCGCCUCCCUCGCGAACUCCACUUCCGGCGCCAUUGCCAGCAACUACACCCUCGGCCCGAAGAUCUCGGACUGGGACGCCCAGCGCCGGCUCUGGCUCCGCCGGAACCCUGGCUUCCCCUCCCGAACCCCCGCCGGGAACCCUCGGAUCCUCCUCGUCACCGGAUCCCCGCCCAACCCCUGCGACAACCCCCUGGGCGAUCACUACCUCCUCAAGGCGACUAAGAACAAGAUCGACUACUGCCGCCUCCACGGCAUCGAGAUCGUGUACAACAUGGCGCAUUUGGACCGGGAGCUCGCCGGGUACUGGGCCAAGCUCCCGCUGAUUCGCCGGCUCAUGCUGUCGCACCCGGAGGUGGAGUGGAUCUGGUGGAUGGACAGCGACGCGCUCUUCACCGACAUGGCCUUCGAGAUCCCGCUCUCGCGCUACGGCGCCCACAACCUCGUCAUCCACGGCUACACCGAUCUCCUCUUCGAUCAGCAUUCCUGGAUCGCGCUCAACACCGGGAGCUUCCUCCUCCGCAAUUGCCAGUGGUCGCUGGAUCUCCUCGACGCCUGGGCGCCGAUGGGACCCAAGGGGCCCGUCCGCGACGAGGCCGGGAGGAUCCUCACUGCCAAUUUGAAAGGCCGGCCGGCGUUUGAGGCCGACGACCAAUCGGCCCUCAUUUACCUGCUGCUCAUGCAGAAGGAGAAGUGGGUCGACAAGGUCUUCGUCGAGAAUUCGUACUAUCUCCAUGGCUUCUGGGCCGGCCUCGUGGAUAAGUAUGAAGAGAUGAUGGAGAAGCACCACCCGGGGCUCGGGGAUGAGCGGUGGCCCUUCGUGACCCACUUCGUCGGGUGCAAGCCCUGCGGUAGCUACGGCGAUUAUCCGGUGGAGAGGUGCCUCAAUAGCAUGGAGAGGGCGUUUAAUUUCGCCGACAAUCAGGUGCUUCGGCUCUACGGAUUCGCUCACAAGGGACUAUUGAGCCCUAAGAUCAAGCGGAUCAGGAACCAGACCACAAAGCCUUUGGUGGUGAAGGAGAACUUGAAUCUCGAAUCAAAAAUAUCCACUCGUUGAUUUCUGCUUUUGCCGGAGGUGCCAAACUUCCAUCAUCCAAUUCUGUGUUUCACCGAGUUUAUUACCCUGACCAAAAUAGAAUUGACGGAGGUAAUCCUUGUUUCUUGCAACACCUAUGCUUGAAUUUUUCUGGUGAUUUCUCUGUUCCCAACAUAUGCAGCAUGGUCACCCAUAAAGCUUCUUUCUAUACUUCAAUAACUUUGUUUGAGCAAAUGAAAACGUGAUGACUGUGUAUAGAGAAGUGAAUGGGGACAAAAUCUCGUGUUAUUUCAUUGUAUUAUCCUUUUUUAAUUUUGCCUUAAGAAUAUAGCAAACAUGUGGAUUCCUGUGUAUGAUUGCUUGUAUUAUGCAGAUGUCUUCAAUUUUCUUGUUCCUUCAUAAA
Molecule: messenger RNA, 2030 nt
Organism: Ananas comosus (pineapple)
Lineage: Eukaryota; Viridiplantae; Streptophyta; Magnoliopsida; Poales; Bromeliaceae
Product: probable glycosyltransferase 2
Exons: 2
Coding region: 278-1648 (456 amino acids)
Biological process (GO): xyloglucan biosynthetic process
Cellular component (GO): endosome; membrane; trans-Golgi network
Molecular function (GO): hexosyltransferase activity
Source: RefSeq, a predicted model, not a curated record